Messenger RNA from Scleropages formosus (Asian bonytongue), 3189 nucleotides. It is a transcript of the gene vmn2r1, whose product is annotated as vomeronasal 2, receptor 1. The transcript has 6 exons. Bases 70 to 2859 code for a protein of 929 amino acids. Gene Ontology annotation, biological process: G protein-coupled receptor signaling pathway. NCBI's taxonomy places the organism in Eukaryota, Metazoa, Chordata, Actinopteri, Osteoglossiformes, Osteoglossidae. Gene Ontology annotation, molecular function: G protein-coupled receptor activity; olfactory receptor activity. The record is from RefSeq and is a predicted model, not a curated record. Gene Ontology annotation, cellular component: plasma membrane.
AGGAACCCCGAAAGGCCUCGCUGCCGCCGUGCACCUGCGCGAACGUGUGUGUGUGUGUGAGGAGCCGAGAUGGAAGCGCGCACCUUGGUCGCAGUCUGCGUGUUGCUGCUCGUUGCGGGGGGCGUUCAGCCCGAGUCCAGCUGUAAACUCAAGGCCAAAUUCAACCUGAGCGGAUACAAAGACACGGAGAAGAAGAAGGUGAUCGUAGGGGGCAUGUUCCCCGUGCACUACCGCCUGGUGUCCUCCGACAGCAACACGUCCACCGUUCCCACGUCGUCGGCAUGCGAAGGGUUCAACUUUCGGACGUUCCGCUGGACGCAGACGAUGCUGUUCGCCAUCGACGAGAUCAACCGGAGCGACCGGCUGCUCCCUAACACGGACCUCGGCUACGUCAUCUACGACUCGUGCUUCACCAUCUCCAAGGCGGUGGAGGGAACGCUCACCUACCUGACGGGGCAGGACGAGGCCGUGCCCAACUACCGCUGCGGCACGGGGGCGCCGCUGGCUGCCCUGGUGGGCGCUGGGGGCUCCGACCUCUCCAUCGCCACCGCCCGGAUCCUGGGCCUCUACUACUUCCCUCAGGUUAGUUAUGAGUCUUCCUGCUCUGUGCUGGAGAGCCGCUUCCAGUUUCCCACUUUCCUGAGGACCAUCCCCAGUGACAUCCACCAGUCCAAGGCUAUGGCCCAGCUGGUGCUGCACUUCGGCUGGACCUGGGUGGGCACCAUCGCCGCGGAGGACGACUACGGUAAGUACGGCAUCAAAGCCUUCAAGGAUGAGGUGGAGGCAGCCGGCGUGUGCGUCUCCUUCUCCGAGACCCUGCCCAAGGUGCACUCGCCCCAGGCCAUCCUGCGCAUCGUGGAGACCAUCAAGGCGUCCACCGCCAAGAUCAUCGUGGUGUUCUCCUCGGACGUGGACCUGAGGCCACUGGCCUUGGAGCUGCAGAACCACAACAUCACCAACCGCACCUGGAUCGCCAGCGAGGCCUGGGUCACCUCCGCCCUCAUCGCGCUGCCCGAGCUCCAGCCGGUCCUUGGGGGCACGCUAGGCUUCGGCAUCCAGCGGGCCAAGAUCCCGGGUCUAAGGGAGCACCUCCUGAACAUCGACCCGUACGACAACCCGCUCACGGAAGAGUUCUGGGAGACGGCCUUCAACUGCACGCUUUACUACGGCCGAGCGCUGAGAAGCGCCGCAGGGAGCCUCUGGGUGUCCGGCAACGACUCGGCCCCCAGGGCCUCCCCCGUGGGUCCGGGGGGGAUGUGCACGGGCCGCGAGUCCGUCGAGAGCCUCAACAACACGUAUUCAGAUGUGUCGCAGCUGCGCUUCACCUACAGCGUCUACAAGGCUGUGUACGCGGUGGCCGAGGCCCUGCACCAGCUGGAGCACUGCAAGCCGGGCAAGGGGCCCUUUGUCAACAACAGCUGCGCAGACAUCACCAACUUCGAACCCUGGCAGCUCAUGUACUACCUGAAGAAUCUAAGGUUCAACGUGCCCCACACCGGAGAAUACAUCUUCUUCAACGACGGCGAGGUGAACGGCCUGUACGACAUCAUCAACUGGCAGAGGAACGCUGACGGCAGUGUCUCCUUCGUUCACGUCGGCAGCUACAACAGCACGGCGCCCCCCGAGGACAGGAUGACCAUCGACAACAAGUCUAUCACGUGGAACAGCCACCAUCAGGAGGCCCCGCGCUCCGUGUGCAGCGAGAGCUGUCAGCCCGGCACCAGGAAGGGAAUCCGCCAGGGGGAGCCUGUCUGCUGCUUCGACUGCAUCCCCUGCGCAGAUGGCGAGAUCUCCAACACCACAGACUCCAGGGAGUGCAUCCAGUGCAGCGAAGAUUACUGGUCCAACGCCAACCGCGACACCUGCGUGCCCAAGAUCAUCGAGUUCCUGGACUAUGGGGAGGCCCUGGGCAUCACGCUCAUCGCGAUCGCUGCUUUCGGGGCCCUGGUGACCAUCCUGGUGACCGUGGUCUUCCUCAUGCACGUAAACACUCCCCUGGGCAGAGUGAAUGACCCGGCGCUGAGUGUAGGGCUGCUCUUUUCCCUCAUGGUGACCUUCCUCAGCUCCGUGCUCUUCCUGGGCAAACCGCAGCCCUGGUCCUGCAUGGCCAGCCAGGUGGCGCUGGCUUUGGGCUUUGCACUCUGCCUGUCCUGCAUCAUGGCCAAGUCGGCACUGCUCAUGCUGCGAGCCCGAGCCCUCAAGUCCUCAAAGCCCUCAAAAUCCGCCAAGAGGGAGGGAGAGUCCGGCAAGGCUGCCGAGCCGAGCGCAACCGCCGACGCGGACGGGGACUCGCUGCGGCCCGGCCACCAGAGAGCGAUGGCCGUGGUCUUCACCCUUGUGCAGGUCGUGGCCUGCACAGUGUGGCUCGUGCUGAUGCCCCCACAGCCGGUGAAGAACACGGCCGCUCAGAACAUUAAGAUCAUCCUGGAGUGCAACCAGGGCUCCAUCGAGUUCAUCUGCGCCGUGUUCGGCUACGACAUCGCGCUGGCGCUGCUGGCCUUCGCCUUCGCCUUCUCGGCUCGCAAGCUGCAGGACCACUUCAGCGAGGCCAAGUGCAUCACCUUCGGCAUGCUCGUCUUCUUCAUCGUCUGGAUCUCCUUCGUGCCCGCCUACCUGAGCACACGCGGCAAGUUCAUGGUGGCCGUGCAGAUCUUCGCCAUCCUGGCGUCCAGCUUCGGCCUGCUGGCCUGCAUCUUCCUGCCCAAGUGCUACGUGUUGCUGCUGAAGCCCGAGAGGAACACAGAGGAGAUAGUAAGACCCCGAGCAAAGCCCCGCGACACCUCCGCCGCGGGCACUUCCGCGUCGCUUGCCAGCGAGGCCACCGCCACCACUGUUUCCACCGUGUCGGUGGACGAGUGAGAGAGAGCCCCCCACAGCCCACUGCCCUGUUGCUGCACAGCGGUGAGUCGGCGGCACUGAAUAGCCGAUAGCGUGUGCUCGUGAGACAACACGGCGCCAUUCGUCCUUCAUUUACUCUGCAUCUCCUAAGGGCUUUUUAAAUACUUAAUAAUACAGUAUGCGUAGGAUGGAGUGUAUGGCGUUAUUGAGACACACACAGAUUCCGUUUUAGACUACAGCGCGCUGAAUUCUCAAAUAAGGGACUUUCUACAACACGGAACACGGGCUUCUGCAUGCAACCCAUUUAUACUGCUUUUCAAUAGCAAAUAAGUGUCAAGAAUGAGCUCAACA